AUGAAAUUCGCCAAAGAGCUGGAACAGGAAUUAGUUCCAGAAUGGCGCGCCAAAUAUCUCGACUACAAGGCGGGCAAAAAGAAACUUAAAGCCAUUUCACGAGCACUCCAGAAGACCAAUCGAAGUCCCAGCCAUGCGUCCCUCCGGCACAUCAACCAUGGCGAUCCGUCAACGAUAACCGCCAGUGGUCCCGACCCUCCCUCCUCGCUCCAUCAAUCGGACAGAAAGCAUCCAGCCACCGACCCGACUUACAACCCGACGUCGCCAGUCAGAAGUGGUUCUCGGACAUCACGCUCAACUCCCGGUCGACGAAGCGAGCGCCAGCCCCUGCGAGUGCCUGGCUCCCGGUUCUCAACGACGGUAGGAAGCUAUGGAAGCAUCAUCGCCACACCCCCACUGCACGCUGGCUCUUCAGAUGUGGCCUCGUUCGAAUUACCGGACCCGGCGAUCGACUUGAAGGUCCAGGACUUUGCCCCGAAUAGCGAGAUCACCCGCCCCGAUGAACCCCGGAGCCCUUCGCCAGUUAUGGCACGCAAUGCCAGUACCAGGACCGUGCCGGAAAUAUCCCAGCGGAGCCCGUCCACCAACACCGAUAAGGAUGGAAAGAGAAACACAUUUUCUGGCUCAAACAGCAAGCGAGCCUCCGAGAUCCUGAAGCGGGUAUUCACAUACACUGAGUCGCAAGAGAAGCAGGAUGAUCAGCCAUCUUCGGAAUACCAACGGCGGCAAGACGAAUUCUUCGCAUUCUUGGACGACGAGCUGGCCAAGAUCGAGUCAUUCUAUCAGAUGAAAGAAGAGGAAGCUACUGAACGCUUAAAGGUGCUCAAGCAACAACUUCACAUUAUGCGCGACCAACGCAUCCAGGAGGUCUUGAGCAAUAAAAAGGGCCGAACGCAGAACGGACACUCGCACAAAGAGACUGGUUUCGGGGGACUCAACGGUUCCCGGUUGAAGGAGGCCUUUGUGGGACGUCGAAUCGGGAAGAAUUCCAAGGCAUUAGCCGAAUUAGCCACGCCGGCAGUAAAUCAAGGACAGGAUGCAGAGGUGGUGAACCGCCGCAGGGACUUCACUCGUCGACCUGAAGACGCAGCAAAUCAUGAGGUCCCCUAUCGUUCUGCCAAGCGGAAGCUUAAACAUGCGCUUCAGGAGUUCUACCGCGGCGUGGAGCUGCUGAAAGCGUACGCCUAUCUCAAUCGGACUGCCUUUCGCAAAAUCAACAAGAAGUAUGACAAGGUGGUUAACUCCCGUCCACCCCUGAGGUACAUGUCGGAUAAGGUCAACAAGGCAUGGUUUGUACAAAGUGAGGUCACCGAAAACCUGAUGGCCGCCGCGGAGGACCUUUACGCUCGCUAUUUUGAACGCGGAAAUCGCAAGAUCGCCAUCUCCAAACUACGCAAGACCCUCAAGAAAUCAGGCGACUAUUCGCCAAAUACAUUCCGUGCGGGUCUUCUCCUGAUGGCUGGUAUAUUGUUCGGCAUCCAAGCUCUGAUAUACGCCGGUCAGCAUUUUCAUCACCCGGAUCCCGUGGUACCCAUCCACACCAGCUAUUUACUGCAGAUAUACGGCGGGUUUUUCCUCAUAGUCUUUCACUUCUUACUGUUUUGCUUGGAUUGCAUUAUUUGGACGAGGAGCAAAAUCAACUAUGUCUUUAUUUUCGAAUACGAUACUAGAACUGCGUUAGACUGGCGUCAGCUAACUGAGCUACCUUGCCUUUUCAUGUUUCUCUUGGGUCUCUUCAUGUGGCUUAACUUCUUAUCGGUUAAUGCCAUGUACAUUUAUUGGCCAGUGGUGCUUAUAGGAAUAACGGUGGUCGUUCUUUUUCUGCCUGCCCGUAUACUUUAUCAUCGCAGUCGAAAAUGGUGGGCGUAUUCCAAUUGGCGUCUAUUGCUAGCAGGACUGUAUCCUGUCGAGUUUCGGGAUUUCUUUCUGGGCGACAUGUACUGCUCACAGACUUAUGCUAUGGGGAAUAUCGAGCUAUUUUUCUGCCUUUAUGCUAAACACUGGACCGAGCACGCGCAGUGCAAUUCUUCUCACUCCAGACUAUUGGGAUUCUUCAGUUGCCUGCCAUCUAUAUGGAGAUCUUUGCAAUGUCUGCGUCGAUACGCUGACACACGGAACGUUUUCCCACACCUACUAAAUUUCGGAAAGUACAUCUUCGGUGUUCUCUAUUACGCCACCCUGAGUAUGUAUCGCAUCGACAGAGUGACCCGAUUCCAGGCACCGUUCAUCACAUUUGCGUUAUUGAAUGCAGUCUAUUGCUGCGUUUGGGACCUUGCCAUGGACUGGAGUUUAGGGAACCCUUAUGCCAAGCACCCCCUUCUACGCGAGGUUCUGGCUUUCCACAGGGCAUGGGUUUACUAUGCAGCCAUGGUUGUCGAUGUCGUGGUGCGAUUCAACUGGAUAUUCUACGCCAUAUUCGCUCACGACAUCCAACAUUCGGCUGUGCUCAGCUUUGUGGUUGCGUUCUCCGAGAUUUCGCGAAGGGGUAUAUGGACGAUAUUUCGAGUGGAGAACGAACACUGCACGAAUGUUCUACUUUUCCGAGCGUCACGAGAUGUGCCUUUGCCUUAUGAGGUGGCCUCACUACAUACAGAAACCGACCAACCAGCCGAGGAAAUGAUGGUUCAAGAACCACAGCAGCCCACUCCUCAACCUCCAGCGGCCGAUAUAGAACACGGAACUCCGCCCACGCCGGGUACAUCCCUCCGGGCACGCGGCUUAUCCCGAGUGGGAACCAUUCUGGCCUCCGCCCAUGCACAAGACUUCCAGCGCAGAAAGCGACCGGAGGAUCUGGGUGGUGCCUCUGCGUCUCAUACAAACGCAGACACCCCUGAGGACAGCAGCGACGACGACGAUCCGACCGACUCCAGACCCUACUCAGAUAACAUCAUUGUCGAAGACUACGCCUCAUAUGGAGACAACGACGACAGAUUUGCACACUAA
Molecule: messenger RNA, 2943 nt
Organism: Aspergillus bombycis
Lineage: Eukaryota; Fungi; Ascomycota; Eurotiomycetes; Eurotiales; Aspergillaceae
Product: SPX and EXS domain-containing protein
Exons: 7
Coding region: 1-2943 (980 amino acids)
Biological process (GO): cellular response to phosphate starvation; phosphate ion transport
Cellular component (GO): plasma membrane; cytoplasm; Golgi apparatus
Molecular function (GO): inositol hexakisphosphate binding
Source: RefSeq, a predicted model, not a curated record